AUGGUGAUUAUCGGUGCUGGUCGGAUAGGCCAGGCUUUCAUGCAAAUGGCUCCUCCUAAUAGCGCUCUGUUCCUGCCACGUGGCAUGCCCCUCCCAUCCCUGGUCCAGCUGUCGCCGCGCCAUUCGCAGGGGCCAAUCGUGGUGGCGACGCACAACUGCCACCUGGACGAUGUGCUGGCGCAGGUACGACGCUGUACGACGCCACUCCGUAUAGCCUGCGGGCGCAGGGGGGGGGGGUUGUUUCAUGGACAGGUGGUGUCAGGGGCAGGGGAUUCAUGUGUAGGGGCGUGGGGUGAGGUACGGUUCACAGAGGUGGAGCGUGGGUUAUGUCAGCCACAUGCUCUUUUGUGUGAGCUCUAUUAG
Molecule: messenger RNA, 363 nt
Organism: Closterium sp. Yama58-4
Lineage: Eukaryota; Viridiplantae; Streptophyta; Zygnematophyceae; Desmidiales; Closteriaceae
Source: the annotation of a GenBank genome assembly